GUGGCCGUCGCCGCGUGCACAUGGCCUUUGUUUUUGUACAAGAAACGUUAAAACUGUUACAAAAAUGGGCGGCCAGGGCAAAACAAUAAAUCGCAAACGCAAAUUUGUGGGCCGCAAAGCGGACGAUCCGGAAUUCGAUUUGGACAAGAAGCACUUCAAGGUGCUCCAUUUGAAUGCCAGCGAGAAACGCUUGAUUAUCGUACUCGAGGGCGCGCAGCUGGAGACAGUGAAGGUGCACAACACAUUCGAGCUGCUCAACUGUGACGACCAUGCGGGCAUAAUGCGCAAAAAUCAACGAGAUCCGGGCAGCUGCCGCCCGGACAUCACACACCAAUGCCUGCUGAUGCUGUUCGACUCGCCGCUGAAUCGGGCCGGCUUGCUGCAGGUGUUUGUUCGCACCGAGCACAAUGUGCUGAUUGAGAUCAAUCCACAGACACGGAUACCGCGCACAUUUAAGCGUUUUGCCGGCCUGAUGGUCCAGCUGCUGCACAAGUUUCAAAUACGCGCCAGCGAUUCGUCGCGCCGCCUGAUGAGCGUCAUCAAGAAUCCCAUUACGGAUCAUUUGCCCGUGGGCUGUAAAAAGUAUGCAAUGUCCUUCACCGGCAAGCUGGUUAGCAAUUGCCGCGAACUGGUGCCGCACGGCCCGGAGGGCAGCGAUGCCUACGAUCAGCCCGUCGUCAUGGUCAUUGGCGCCUUCGCCCACGGCGCACUCAAGACGGACUACACCGAGGAGCUGUUCUCCAUUAGCAACUAUCCACUGUCAGCGGCCAUUGCCUGCUCCAAGCUCUGCACCGCCUUCGAGGAGGUCUGGGGCGUUGUCUAAUAGUUCUAAGCCCAAGUACACCUAGCUUUCAUUUGUUUUUGACUAGAUAAUACUUAGAUACUAUAUUAAGGAUUGGAAUUAUGCAUAAAUAUAAACAGAGCAAAGGCA
Molecule: messenger RNA, 931 nt
Organism: Drosophila novamexicana
Lineage: Eukaryota; Metazoa; Arthropoda; Insecta; Diptera; Drosophilidae
Product: ribosomal RNA small subunit methyltransferase NEP1
Exons: 2
Coding region: 65-823 (252 amino acids)
Biological process (GO): rRNA base methylation
Cellular component (GO): small-subunit processome; nucleolus
Molecular function (GO): rRNA binding; rRNA (pseudouridine) methyltransferase activity
Source: RefSeq, a predicted model, not a curated record